Molecule: messenger RNA, 2744 nt
Organism: Theobroma cacao (cacao)
Lineage: Eukaryota; Viridiplantae; Streptophyta; Magnoliopsida; Malvales; Malvaceae
Product: beta-galactosidase 7-like
Biological process (GO): carbohydrate metabolic process
Molecular function (GO): hydrolase activity, hydrolyzing O-glycosyl compounds; carbohydrate binding
Source: RefSeq, a predicted model, not a curated record
UUCAGCUGCAAAGAUGUGGAAUUCUUGGAUUCUCGUGGCUGGUUUAGCUCUGCUGUGCACAAGCUCAGCAAUGCAGGUUGAUUAUGAUGCCAAUGCCAUGAUCAUCGAUGGGGAACGAAAGCUUAUCUUUUCUGGUGCAAUCCACUACCCUCGUAGUACCCCAGAGAUGUGGCCAGACCUGAUAAAGAAAGCCAAGGAUGGAGGCCUGAAUGCUAUCGAGACAUAUAUCUUCUGGAACGCUCAUGAGCCUCGCCCCCGUCAAUAUAAUUUCAGUGGAAAUCUGGACUUCAUAAAGUUUUUCAAGCUAGUUCAUGAGGCUGGACUCUAUGGAAUUUUGAGAAUAGGCCCUUACGUCUGUGCUGAAUGGAACUAUGGGGGCUUCCCUGUGUGGCUACACAAUAUUGAUGGAAUCGAAUUAAGGACAAAUAAUGAAAUAUACAAGAAAGAAAUGCAAAUUUUCACAACCAAGAUUGUAGAAAUGUGCAAGGAAGCAAAUCUGUUUGCCCCGCAAGGAGGACCCAUCAUUUUGUCACAGAUUGAGAACGAGUAUGGGAAUAUUAUGGAUAAAUAUAAGGAAAAAGGGAAAGAAUACGUCAAAUGGUGUGCGGAAAUGGCAGUAGCCCAGAAUGUUGGAGUACCAUGGAUUAUGUGCCAGCAGGGUGAUGCUCCACAGCCCAUGAUCAACACAUGCAAUGGGUUUUACUGUGAUCAGUUCAAGCCAAACAAUCAAAAGAGCCCCAAAAUGUUUACUGAAAACUGGACUGGAUGGUUCAAGAAAUGGGGCCAAAAAGACCCUUACAGAACUGCAGAAGAUUUAGCAUAUUCAGUUGCUCGCUUUUUCCAACUUGGUGGAGUGUUGAUAAAUUAUUAUAUGUACCAUGGGGGAACAAACUUCGGACGCACAUCUGGUGGACCAUACAUCACAACAUCAUACGAUUACAAUGCUCCACUUGAUGAAUAUGGUAAUUUGAACCAGCCGAAAUGGGGGCAUCUCAAACAACUCCAUGAAGCUCUUAGAGUUGGGGAGAAGUUUCUCACUAAUGGCACAUCAGAAACAAAGGAUUCUGGUGAUGGGAUUCAGCUGACCACAUUUACAGACGGUCAAACUGGGGAGAGAUUCUGUUUCUUGAGCAAUACUAACAAUAACAAAGAUGUAAACGUUGACUUGAAAGAUGAUGGCAUGCACUUUGUACCGGCUUGGUCUGUUAGUAUUCUUGGUGCCUGCAAGAAGGAGAUUUACAACUCUGCAAAGGUUAACACUCAGACCUCCGUUAUGGUAAAGAAACAGAUCGGUGAUGAAGAUAAAUCUGCUCAAUUCAACUGGACGUGGACUCUCGAACCCAUGAGAGACACCCUCGAAGGAAAAGGCACAUUUAGUGCUAAUACUCUUCUUGAACAAAAAAGAGCAUCUGAUGAUCUUAGCGACUACUUGUGGUAUAUGACUAGUGUUGACAUCAACGGAACAUCCUUUAAUGAGGGGACUAUUUUUGCAAACUCAUCUGGCCAAGUCGUUCAUGCUUAUGUGAACGGGAGGCUGAUCGGCACUAAAUCAGGGUACUCAUUUCAGUUCAGAAACCCAGUUUCGCUGGUACCUGGGAGAAACAAUAUAACUUUGCUCAGUGUCACAGUUGGGCUGCAGAACUAUGGAGAUCAUUUUGAUUUGGGACCAGAGGGAGUAACAGGACCAGUUGGAUUGAUUGACGUAGGGAAUAAAACCAUAGAUUUGUCAUCAAAUGCCUGGAAUUAUAAGGUUGGAUUGAAUGGUGAAGCCAAAAAACUUUAUGAUCCAAACUCACCUAAUCUUCAACUGUGGAGGACAUCAGAAGAACUUCCCAUUGGCAGGCCUAUGACUUGGUACAAGACCGCAUUCAAAGCUCCGUCAGGAACAGACCCUGUGGUGUUGGAUUUAAUGGGAAUGGGCAAGGGGCACGCCUGGAUAAAUGGAAACAGCAUCGGCCGCUUCUGGCCUUCACAAAUUGCUGAUAACAAUGGCUGCACUGAUGAAUGCGAUUAUCGUGGGGCUUACAAAGAGCAAAAAUGUUUGUCAAACUGUGGCAAUCCUUCUCAAAGAUGGUACCAUGUUCCGAGAUCAUUCAUUACUUCCGGCACCAACUUUUUGGUUUUGUUUGAGGAAAUUGGUGGAGAUCCUUCAGAAGUGUCUUUCCAGACCGUAACGACGGGUUCAAUCUGUGCAAAUGCAAACGAAGGCAGCUUAUUGGAACUAUCAUGCCAUGGAGGCAAUGUCAUCUCGAAGAUAGAAUUCGCAAGCUAUGGUAACCCAAAGGGAAGAUGCGGCUCAUUGACAAAAGGUUCCUGUGAGGCAGAAGGAAGCCUGUCUGCUUUGGAAAAGAUUUGUGUUGGGAAGGAGAGUUGCACAGUUGAUGUCUCGGAGAAAACAUUUGGAUCAGCAGACUGCGGCGAAGAUAAAAAGAGCCUAGCUGUCGAAGCUCUUUGCGAGAAUCAAAUGGUUUAUCUAAGAGAACUCAAGAAAAAGAAGAAUCAAUCAUGAGCAAGUGCUUCUUCUUGUAGCAGGCAGAAACUUGUUCUCUGUUCACAACAAUGAAUCCUUUUCUCUGUCACUCUCAUUGUUGAUCUUACUCAAGAUAAACUGCUUAAAGCAUGGUUGAUUUUUCCAAAGCUUUUAAUUGUUUCUUCCUUCAAUUGGUGUAACUAAUGUCCAUCAUGUUAACGUUCUGUAGUAUGAUCUCGUUUUUCCAUAAAGCAAAAAUCCAGAUGAUGAGACA